AUGAUAAUAAGAAUCGAUCGGAAGCACAUAAGUAGUUCUAUUGAGGAGUGGUUCCAACUCCUGAAGUCCAACAACGAUUCUUUGGAGGAUGGAAAGACCUCUGGAUGCGAUCCAUCAAUGGAGUACGAAAUAGAAGUAAAAGAAAGUAUCGGGAAAAAAAUAGCCUUGGUUACUGUAAACAGGGUUGGUAUAAAGCAUGAAGUGUCUUUGGAUAAGAUCGAAGAAACUCUUCUGGAAGUUGUUGGGACCCUUCUUGGACAUGAACUGGUGGUUAUUCAUGGAUUUACAGUUAAGGAUCAAAGCGGAGAAAAGACGAAACCGAUUAUUCCGAUCUUCUUCAGAUCGACUCUCGGGAUUCAAAUUCCCAAGAGAAUGGGGUAUUUAAAGAACGAUGGAGCCGGAAUUCCAGAGAUCGACGAGAGUAUGAUGGUUCCAUUUGUGCAUACCAGUCCAAUUUUAAAGUCAUUACUAAACUCAAGACCUUUGAGGUUCUCAGGCGAGGGUGUAAAAGCUUUGUUAGUUCUCUACAACGGAUCUACAUUCAUCAUCCCAGAUACAGCUAGAAUUAUUCCUAUGAUCCGUGGAAUGCUUUCCAGGGAAAAAAUGGGAGAGUUUCUCAAGCUUCUCAAAAAGUUCCCAUUUAAGUUUGUUGAAACCUUUAUAAAAGCAUAUAUGCAACCUUCUUCACUUGAAGUUAACAAGGAGUUGAGUGGUUGCUUUUCAGAAUUUCAAAACAACCUUACCAAGCUUCACAUCAAAUGCAUACACAAGAUAGUAUCUAAUGCUCCUGUGUUUUUGGAUGCUCGGGACAAGAUUACUGAAAGAAUCGAGAAGUUUUAUAUUUACAAUGCAAAAGGAUUUAAGAGAAAAAGGGGGGAAUAUCUUAAGUGUAGAGAGGAGCUUUACAUAGACAAGAAUCCCAUUGGAUCUUUGAAGAGGUAUUUCCGAGAUCUCUAA
Encephalitozoon intestinalis ATCC 50506 is the source of this 957-nucleotide messenger RNA. RefSeq lists its product as uncharacterized. The record is from RefSeq and is a predicted model, not a curated record. The transcript has a single exon. NCBI's taxonomy places the organism in Eukaryota, Fungi, Microsporidia, Unikaryonidae. Bases 1 to 957 code for a protein of 318 amino acids.